Molecule: messenger RNA, 189 nt
Organism: Prorocentrum cordatum
Lineage: Eukaryota; Dinophyceae; Prorocentrales; Prorocentraceae
Source: the annotation of a GenBank genome assembly
GAGGUCCCUUGCAAGGAUGACCGCUUCAUGGGUGAUGUCGACCACCAGCGCAUGCAGGACAGGAAGCCCGCGUGGAUCACGGUAAAGGCAUUUGCAAGCGCCUUAGGGCGAGCUCAGAACACCCCAGACGCCCCAGGUGAGUGGUGCUUUGCCUUCUUCUACUCCAAGGUUUGUCGCGUGAACAACUAG